Mercenaria mercenaria is the source of this 6258-nucleotide messenger RNA. Its product is annotated as carnitine O-palmitoyltransferase 1, liver isoform-like. Gene Ontology annotation, biological process: fatty acid metabolic process; carnitine metabolic process. The record is from RefSeq and is a predicted model, not a curated record. Gene Ontology annotation, cellular component: mitochondrion. Bases 149 to 2383 code for a protein of 744 amino acids. The transcript is spliced from 22 exons. Gene Ontology annotation, molecular function: carnitine O-palmitoyltransferase activity. Lineage: Eukaryota; Metazoa; Mollusca; Bivalvia; Venerida; Veneridae.
AUUAUAAUGUAAGGUAGAGGUUUUUACAGCGUGAUUUUUGUCACGUGACCUGUCAAACGCAGUGGCAACUCGGACGCUCGGACAAGUACAUUUUAACUGGAAUUUACGCUAAAUUUUGAUCUGAGCUGUCUACAGUUGUCAUUGGAAGAUGGCAGAAGCCCACUCUGCUGUGGCAUUUUCGUUCCAGGUAACACAUGAAGGUGUUGAUGUUAAUCUCAACCAUGAUGCCCUGAAAGCAGUUUGGAACAGUGGUAUCCAUUCAUGGAAGAAACGGCUUGGGAGAGCUAAGAACAAGAUAAAGACUGGAACAUAUCCUGGUUCACCCACAAGUUGGUUGUUUGUGACUGUACUCAUACUGUCGCUAAGGAUUGCAGAUGUAGACCCUUCUUUUGGUUUGAUAGGCUGGUUUCAAGCUCAUAUACCUGGACUAAUCAUAUGCAGCAGAAACAUAUUUAUCAGGGACAAUGGUUUGGGUUUGAUUCGCUUGUUUGGAGGUAGAAAGCCAAUGUUAAACAGUUACCAAUCUUCACUUCCAAAACUCUGUCUUCCAUCAGUAGACGAUACAAUCAGAAGAUAUCUGUUGAGUAUCAAACCAAUAUUAGAUGAGGAAAAGUAUGACAGAUUAUCUGCCCUUGCUGAGGAGUUCAGGAAAGGACUUGGAAAGAAACUGAAUCGAUAUCUCAUAUUGAAGUCAUGGUGGUCAACUAAUUAUGUGACAGAUUGGUGGGAGGAGUAUGUUUAUUUACGUGGUAGAUCACCUCUAAUGGUCAACAGUAACUAUUAUGGUGUGGAUGCUAUUUUGAUGCACCCUACCAAAGUUCCUGCAGCAAGAGCAGCCAAUGUUACAUAUGUGAUGCUGCAAUACAGGAGAGAGCUGGAUAGAGAGGAACUCAACCCAAUUUUAUUGAAUAAAACAGUGCCAUUAUGUUCAGCUCAGUAUGAGCGACAGUUCAACACAACAAGAGUUCCAGGUGUAGAGUCAGACAAACUUGUCCACUACAAGGACAGUAAACAUGUAGCUGUUUACCAUAAGGGAAGGUUCUACAAGGUCUACGUUCAUUUCAAAGGGAGACAUUUAAGGCCAUGUGAAUUGGAAAGAUCAUUCCAGAAGAUCUUGGAUGAUGAGAGUCCCCCUGUAGGUGGUGAGGAACAUAUCCCUGCUCUCACUGGAGCAGACAGAGUGCCAUGGGCUAAAGCUAGAACAGAAUUCUUCUCCAAAGGCAAAAACAAGGCAUCUCUUGAUGCUAUUGAGAAGGCUGCUUUCUUUAUCACCUUUGAUGAUGAACCUCAAGAUUUUGUUAUUGGUGACCAGAAGAGUUUUGACAAUUUUGCUGGUGCUAUGUUACAUGGUAAUGGCUCUAACAGAUGGUUUGACAAGUCUUUUAACCUGGUGAUCACUCCUAAUGGAAGGAUUGGCUUCAAUGCUGAACAUUCCUGGGCAGAUGCUCCAAUAAUGGCCCACUUGUGGGAAUACCUCUGUGCAGAAAGCGCACGUAUAGGGGCUGAUGCACCUAUCAUGGCCCAUUUAUGGGAGUAUGGGAUCACAGAUGAUCACAGUAUAUUGGGAUAUGAAGAGGAUGGUCACACUAAAGGAGAACCUGAGAUGACUCCACCUAACCCUAUCAGACUGGAGUGGGACCUCCCAGAACCUUGUCUACAAGUUAUAGAGAACAGCUUACAGGUAACUAGACAGCUUGUGAAUGAUGUAGACAUGCGUCUGUUCAUGCAUGAUGUAUUUGGUAAAGGUCUCGUGAAGAAGUGCAAGACAAGUCCUGAUGCUUUCAUACAGAUGGCCUUACAGCUGGCUUACUACAGGGAUGCUGGUAAAUUCUCUCUAACAUAUGAAUCAAGUAUGACCCGACUGUUUAGAGAAGGUAGAACAGAGACGGUACGUCCAUGUACCAUCGAAUCUUGUAACUUUGUUAGAGCAAUGCUCAACCCAGAUGCCACGAAGGAUGAAAGGAUUUCUCUGUUUAGGAAGGCGACAGAGAGGCAUCAGAUGGGUUAUAGAGAUGCUAUGACUGGAAAGGCAAUAGACAGACAUCUCUUCUGUCUGUAUGUUGUAUCUAAAUAUCUCGAGAUUGAAAGUCCUUUCCUCACUGAGGUCCUUAGUGAACCAUGGAGACUCUCAACCAGUCAGACUCCUCACACACAGACAGACAAACUAGAUCUAGAGAAGUACCCUGACCGUAUAUCUGGUGGUGGUGGGUUUGGCCCAGUAGCGGAUGAUGGAUAUGGGGUGUCAUAUAUCAUAGCAGGAGAGGAUCAUAUAUUUAUACAUGUAUCUAGCAAGAGGUCUUGCCCUACCACUGACUCGGGCAGAUUUGGUAAAGAGAUCUACAAGGCCCUGAAUGAUAUUAAAUGCCUAAUCUUGGACAAUUAAUGAGAGAGACAGAUCUAAAUACAGACCAGAUGGGGAGAGAAUAUACUGGGUGUUUACCUACAUUGAUAUUUUGUAAGAUUGGGACCUGUGUGAAUGAGAAUUUAUGGAUGUGUAUACAUGUGAAAUGUAAAACUAACUGUAUUUUGCUUCCUCUGAAUUUUCUUCCAUUAAUUUGUAAGCAUUAUUUAAAACUAAAAUUUUCCUGCAAAUUUUCUUGUUUUGACAAUAACAUAACACAGAAGGAAUUUGUUUUUUUAGAUUGAUUUUUAUGUACUUGACUGUAACUUCUGAAAUUGAGUGGGAAGCAAAGAGCUAAUGUCAGCUUCCCAGCAAGCAGUGUGUAGGAUGAUAAUAUUGGCUUAUUAGUCUUUAGCUUUUCGGUGAAUUUGAUUUUGAUUUGAAGUUUUGAGACUUUUUAUGAGGGUAGUUUCAUGUUGUAUACACUAUAGGUUAUAAAAGGUGUAUGUUAACUUGAGACGAAACUUUUGGUAGCCAGUAAAGUAUUGGCUGACUGAGUGAUGCAUCAUGUUACACAUCCUAGGCAAGUCUUUAUGUAAGCAGUAAGCUGUCGCUGAGUUAUGUCACACAUCCUAGGCAAGUCCUUAUGUAAGCAGUAAGCUCUCGCUGAGUUAUGUCACACAUCCUAGGCAAGUCAUGUAAGCAGUUAGCUCUUGCUGAGUUAUGUCACACAUCCUAGACAAGUCUUUAUGUAAGCAGUUGGCUCUCACUGAGAGAUGCGUCGUGUCACACAUCGUAGGCAAGUCAUUAUGUUAUCUGUUUUUAGUUUGAAGGGACAUAUAAAAAUACCAUCACCAAAACUGCCAGUUGCAUUUCACUUGAUAGAUAGUAUCAAGAGAAAUGGACAAUUACUUUAGUGAUGGUAAACAGAAACAGAAUGCCUCAAUUAUUUGUCUAUACACAUGCUGUUUUAAUGUAUAAUGUGAUAAAUAUGUAAAUAUGCAACACAUCAAUGCUGUAGGUUUUACAUUUUUGGAGAAUUAUAUUGUUUUAAUAAUCACCAUUGCACUUUAAAAGACAACAGGUAUUUUAGCUUUUUUGAUUUAAGAUAUGUUUUUAGCUCGACUAUUCAAAGAAUAGUCUAGCUAUUCUACUCACCCUGGCGUAGGCGUCACACCUUGGUAAAGUUUUUGCAUGCAAGUACAUACAGCUAUCAUUUAAAGGCAUAUAGCUUUGAAACUUAUUUAUUCUUUUUCUAGGUCAAUUACCAACCUCACUGGGUCAAGUCCCAUAACUCUGACAUGUAUUUUGAGCAAAUUAUGCUCCCUUUUGGACUUAGAAAAUUCUGGUUAAAGUUUUACAUGCAAAUCACUAUCUCCAAAACUAAUGCAGAUACGGAAUUGAAACUUAACAUGUUUCUUAGGGGUUAUAAAACUAGUUGAUAGCACUAAGUCCCAUAACUCUGACCUUCAUUUUGGCCAAAUUAUGCCCCCUUUUGGACUUAGAAAAUUCUGGUUAAAGUUUUGCAUGCAAGUACAUACAGCUAUUACUAAAAGGCAUAUAGCUUUGAAACUUAUAACUCUAACAUGUAUUUUGAGCAAAUUAUGCUCCCUUUUGGACUUAGAAAAUUCUGGUUAAAAUUUUACAUGCAAAUCACUAUCUCCAAAACUAAUGCAGAUAUGGAAUUGAAACUUAACAUGUUUCUUAGGGGUUAUAAAACUAGUUGAUAGCACUAAGUCCCAUAACUCUGACCUUCAUUUUGGCCGAAUUAUGCCCCCUUUUGGACUGAGAAAAUUCUGGUUAAAGUUUUGCGUGUAAGUACAUACAGCUAUUACUAAAAGGCAUAUAGCUUUGAAACAUAACUCUAACAUGUAUUUUGAGCAAAUUAUGCUCCCUUUUGGACUUAGAAAAUUCUGGUUAAAGUUUUACAUGCAAAUCACUGUCUCCAAAACUAAUGCAGAUAUGGAAUUGAAACUUAACAUGUUUCUUAGGGGUUAUAAAACUAGUUGAUAGCAUCAAGUCCCAUAACUCUGAUAUGCAUUUUGGUCAAAUUAUGUCCCCUUUCGAACUUAGAACUCUUUUGAUUUUUAACAUUUUGGGUAAUAAUUUCCUGCUUCUGUGACAAUAUUUCGAAUAGUCGAGGUUGGCUGUCUUAUGGACAGCUCUUGUUAAGAUAUGUUUUUAAGAUAUGUUUUAUGUCAUUUUCACCUCUUAUCAUUUUUUCUCUGAGGACCAGUUAGAUUUUGUUUUGGGCCAAUAAAUGAAGAAAGAAUUAAGGAACAUUUUUAUAUUUUUAUUUCUGUUUUAUCAAAAUGUUUGUUUAUUUCCUAUGCCUUUUUAUUUGCUGAUGUUUUAGGGAGGGACAGUCACCCAUUAUUGGUAAAUUAAGGUGCUUGUUUCUUCUGGACAAAUUGUGUGUCCAUUUUUGCCAUUUGUACUUGCACAGACUCACAAACCCAAGAAGAAAUGAGAACAUACUUUCUAUGUAAACACAUUCAUUCUACCAAUGUAGCCAGCAAACAUUGUUGGAGCAGAAAGAUAUAGGGUAUUUUUUUCUGUGUGAACUAUUGUGAUCGCCCUUUCUUUCUUGUUGCGCGACACUUGUUGUUGGACAUCAACAGUUUUACUGUUAACACUCUAAAGGUCGCAGUUUUUGAUCAAAUCUUGAUGAAACUUGGUCACAAUAUUUGUCUUUAUGAAAACUAUGUCAAGAUCAAAACUAGUUUUUCUGGGUCAAAAUGUGAUCAAUAUUUCAAACCGUAGAAAAACUUAAUGCCCUCGUGAGGUCUCCAUCCAUAUCUGGUCUACAUAAAGCAGAAUCAAAAUUAUGUCUUAAUGAAAUCUAGGUCAUCUGUGGUCAAAAAUGAGAAAUUGGUCAAAUCUUAGAAAAACCUUGCAAACCACAUUUCUACCAGAUCUUUAUAAAACCUGGUCAGAAAUUCUUUCAUAUAAAAUAUAGGUCAUGAUUGAAACUGGGCCAUGUAUGGGUAAAACUUUGGACAAAACUUUAAAUACCUAGUUAACACUUCAGAGGCAAGAUAUUUUACCUGGUCUACAUGAAACCUGGUCAGAAUGUUAGUCUUAAUGAAAUCAGAGGUAAAAAAGAUCAGGUGAUGGUAGGUAAGGGACAUUCCUUUCCCACUUGUUAACCUUGAGCAUUAUCAUGUCUCACACAUGCAGUAGGGGAGACCUAUUGAUUUAGUGCUAUCUGCCAGUUUGUCUCGGGCCAACUCUUCUGACACCACUAGGUGGAUUUACACUUAACUGCACAAAAGUCAUAAUUGCCAAGCCUAGUUCAUAUUGUCGGCUUUUUCCAGUUUGUUGAUUCUCGGCACAGUGAUGGCCCUUUAUUUGUUGUAAAUUACAGUGUUUACACUAAUUUGCGUAUACCAUUGGCCUGAAGUUCAAUAAACCUCAUGGGUGAUCAGUACCAAGCCUAAUUGUGUAUAUAGUUGGAAUACUAUGGUUCAGUGAUUUUGAAUUGAGUUGUGGCCCUUAAUUUGUGGCUUUUUGCAAUGUCUGAAUGUUAAGUGGUUGGAGACAUGUGUUUUUCCUGAUAAACAAGCUCUAGUUUACACCUUGAAAUGAUGAAAAUGUGAUACUGACUUACAAGGUAGAAUGUUAUUGACAGGUUAGCCAUUAUUCACUUACAAAAUGGUGGUAGAUGUUUUCUCAGGUUGAGAAGUAGUAACUACUAUACAUAACAGAUGCCUUUCGUCUGUCUGUUUCCUUCAGUUGUAAGUGUUUAGGACUGACAAAAUGCUCAUUCUUUGUUCAUCUAACUGUUAUUUUUGGUUGCUGUUAAACAUGUAAAGUUUUGCUUUAAUUUGAUUUUUUAUAAACACCGGUGUUUAAAAGAAUAUUCAUUGUUUUUGAAUCGCAACAUAGAAAGAUUUAGUAAAAUUAUCACAAAAUCA